This is a messenger RNA of Ictalurus punctatus (channel catfish), 6179 nucleotides long. It is a transcript of the gene st8sia5, whose product is annotated as ST8 alpha-N-acetyl-neuraminide alpha-2,8-sialyltransferase 5. The transcript is spliced from 9 exons. Gene Ontology annotation, molecular function: alpha-N-acetylneuraminate alpha-2,8-sialyltransferase activity. The coding region runs from base 353 to 1735 and encodes 460 amino acids. The record is from RefSeq and is a predicted model, not a curated record. Gene Ontology annotation, biological process: N-glycan processing; oligosaccharide metabolic process. NCBI's taxonomy places the organism in Eukaryota, Metazoa, Chordata, Actinopteri, Siluriformes, Ictaluridae.
GACGCGCGUGCACCGCUCCCGAACACGGCAGACAGGUUCGUGGGCUCACGCCCUUCGUAAUCUUCUCUACUCCUGAGUUUUCCCACCAGAGCUCCGGUGGGAGCGUCUAUUCCAGUCACGCGCGUGCGCUGAACGCGGGGAAGAGGCAGGCGCGCGCACGAUGUUGACGGCGUCUCGGCCGUCUUUCUGCACGGGCACAGCCCACUAGAAAUUAUCGAUCUAUUCCCCAUCCCGACGUUUGGGAUAAACCGGAUCAAGUGGCCACAGAGGCAAAAUAAAAAAACAAACAAAACAAAACCCCAGAAGUAUUCCGUGCGAGGACCGGGUCCAGGACAAUGCGCUCGAGAGCUGGAUGAACGCGCCUCUUCGUUAUUCCCCGUUAUUACCACCGCGCGGAAGGAUGGGAUACUCGGACCCGACGGCCGGGCGAGAUUUGCUGGGAAAUAGAUCCCUGUGUUUUAUUUUCAUCUGCGCUUUCGGCGUGGUCACGCUCCUGCAGCAAAUCCUGUACGGCAAGAAUUACAUCCGGAGCACGCAACAGUUUACCCGCCUCAAAGGAGACGAGGUGGGCAACUGGAGCGGCCUCGUUAGUUACCCUGAUGAUGGAGGGAUGAAGCUACCUGCCAGAAUUGGGAGGAAAAGAUGCGUCCGUCAGAAUUUUCAGCACUCAGAGCGCUCCGUAGUUAUCGUGCCCUGCCUAGCUGAUAUUAAGAAGAAAGAAAAAGAAAAGAGAAGGUAUCUGGAGAGUUCUAACGGACCCCUCCUGUAUAACACCACCACCUGCAGAGAACUGCGCCAAGAAAUCACAGACAUCAAAGUGCUGUCCAUGGUGAAGACAUCAGAGUUGUUUGAACGAUGGAGAAAUCUGCAGGCUUGUUCAUGGGCGCAGAACAAAGAAGAGACCAGCAACUUCAAGAUGUCCCUGUCACGGUGCUGUAAUGCUCCUUCCUUCUUGUUUACGACGCAGAGGAACACACCAUCUGGCACAAAACUGCGUUACGAAGUUGACACCAGUGGCAUCUUGCACAUCAGCCCCGAGAUAUUUAAAAUGUUUCCGGAGGACAUGCCUUACUCUAAAUCACAGUUUAAGAAGUGCGCCGUGAUUGGAAAUGGAGGAAUCAUUAAAAACAGCAAGUGUGGGAAAGAGAUCGACUCCGCCGACUUUGUCUUCCGAUGUAACAUUCCUCCUAUUUCUGAGAAGUAUGCAGCAGAUGUGGGAACUAAGACUGAUCUGGUGACCAUCAACCCAAGCAUCAUCACAGAGCGGUUCCAGAAACUGGAGAAGUGGCGGCGGCCGUUCUAUGAAGUCCUGGCAAGCUACGAGAAUGCAUCUGUGGUGCUGCCUGCGUUUUAUAACGCACGCAAUACUGACGUGUCCUUUCGUGUCAAGUAUGCGCUGGAUGACUUCAGUGGCAGCGCUGCACGCGGUGUUUUCUUCUUCCACCCACAGUACCUCCUGGGUGCACAACGCUUCUGGGCGGCACAGGGUGUCCAUGCCAAACGCUUAAGCAGUGGCCUCAUGCUGGUCACAGCGGCACUCGAACUAUGCCAAGAGGUGCACCUCUACGGCUUCUGGGCAUUCCCCAUGAACCCAGCAGGCAUAUUCGUUACGCACCACUACUACGACAAUGUCAAACCACGCCCGGGGUUCCAUGCCAUGCCGCACGAGAUCUUCAAUUUCCUGCACAUGCAUGCACGUGGAAUCCUACACGUGCAUACGGGGAUGUGCAGGUGAUGGCAUUCGCCACCGAAGCUGCCGUUCGGUCAGCAGUUUAUUUUUCAAACGAGGCGCUUCCAGUUGAAAGCCAAUGGUGUGAAACUCAAAUUAAGCUUCUGAGUGUGUUUGCAUGUGAAAGACAGUAUGCUAAUGUGGUUUCCACUGAGAUGACUUCUGAUCUGGUUUAGUGAAUUCAAGCCAGGGGUCAGAUUUAGUGUCUGAAACACAAUAUCGCUCUCUUUAAGGGCGACCAUUUUGUUUCACGCUAUGUUUUUAAUAUUGAUAACAUAUCAUCUUGUCUGUGCCGUCGCUACAUGGUCCUUGUUUUGUGCAAGGUAUUUUGUGCAGUUGUGUUUUUUUUUUUUUUUUUUUUGUUUUUUUUUUGUGAAACAUCAAAAUGGUGGUUUUCUGUGAACGGACCGUGAAACCUCAAUAAGCCUACAUAUGACUCAUGCACACCAUAGAUCUAUUUAUCACUUAAAUAUAAAUGACUUAUUAUAAUAAUCAUCUAAGUGCUAUUCUUUUCAUCAAAUGUUGUUGCAGCUCUAAAGUCUGGUUGUAAUAAAGUUUAUGGUCUCAAACAAAGCAAACAGAUUCGCAUAAGGACGGGACAGAACAUUACUUAUCUAGACAAACCAAACAAACAAAUACACAAAAAACCAGGCUGAAAAGCGCUGCAUUCGAAGUGUCAUUGAAAAUAAUGGGGUACGUCAACAUAACAUGGGAAUAUAAAGUGGGAAUAUAAUCUCACUUUGCAGUUCUUGUUUUAAAUAGUUUAUGAGUAUUUUUAAACAUUUAUUUAAAACUGUUGUGCAGAAUUUAUGAAGCCUUUACAGCGUUCAUUUUUAUGACCCGUCCUCAGUUACGGAGGAUUUGUCAUACGAAACUGUUUGGACUCUGUUUGUUAUGAGACUGUUUGGACCACCGUAAGCCUCAUAGUGAACCGAGGCUUUCGGAAACAGAUAUUUCUAUCAGUAUAAUGAUUUGUAUACAAGGAACAAGUGUUUUGUCAGUAUUCUUUUGAGCUUGCUCAUACAUGAGAACAGAGGGGACUCGUAGGAAAGACUUUUUUAUAUAUAUAAUAAAGAGAAAGCAGACAACAGAAGACAAAGUGUGGUGUAACACACAAAUGAUGUAUUGAAAUAUCAUACUGGAGAUAUGGACGACACAGAGAAGACACAGACUUUACUAUAUAACUAAGGCUUAUAAAUGACGGUCAUCAGCUUCUCUUUGUCGUUUAGGGAAAAAUUUUAACUUUGGGAGCAUUUGUGAAUUUCUGUCUUUCUUUUUUUUGUUCUUGGUGCCUUUAUGUGUCACGCCAUAUUCCCUCGUUGAUGCCAUCAUUCUGAAUGGCAUUCUUUUGGUUCAUCUUGUACAUUUAAAAAUCUUUAAAAAUAUUGAAUUCACAUCAUUCAAAACGUCUGGGUUACGCAUGUAACCCUGUUCCCUGAGAAGGUACCGGUAUGUGAAGUCUGUGUAAAAUCACGCCUAUUUAUAGGCUGGCCGUGCUCAGGGGAUGUGGCGUGUUGCGUGAGUAUAAAAGGUGCCUGUAAAGCAUGUCAUCAGCUUCUCUUUGUCUGACGCGAAGAAGCAAUUUACAAGCAUAUGCCAGUAUGACAAAGCUACGCAACAUCUCGUUCCCUUCUCAGGGAACAGGGUUACAUGCGUAACCCAGACAUUCCCUUUCAAAGGGAACUCAACGUUGCGGGAACUUCACGCUGUGGGAACGAGUAUACCCACUCCAUCAUACUGAGGGUAUGGCCUGUCCAAAAAGGUCUGUGCCUGAGGGUCACUGCAAGAUACUCGAACCUGGGGUAGAAUUCAUGUCCAAACUGUAAUACCGAAUGAAUGUGUGUGGCAUAGACCACCCCGACACAGCAUACACAUCCUGAAAGGGUACCCCUUUGGAUAAAGCCUUUCAGGAGGUGACCACCUUAGUGGAAUGAGCCCUUAUGCCCAGGGGUGUAGCGAGGCCGCACGCCUCAAAAGCGAUAGAGAUUGCUGCCACUAUCCAAUUAGAGAUGCACUGCUUUGAUACAGCAUCAUCUCUACUCUCACUGCCAAAGCAGACUGCUCCAACUUACACCACUGGUCAGAGCGGUGGACUUAAGUACAAAGAGGAAUGUCCAAGGGAGUGUCAUCCAGCAGGGAUAUCAUCUCUGAGAACCAUAUUCGAGCUGGCCAAUAAGGUGCUACUAGCAGUAGACGUAGACGGUCUUGGCGAACUCUUGCUAAAACUUGUGGGAGCAGAGCAAUCCGGGGACACUCAUGUGUAUGCCAUGGUGUCCAGCCCUAAAGGUGUGGGAGGAGUGAAGGCAAACCACAGCGGGCAGUGUGUUGUCUCCUUGGAGGCGAACACAUCCACUUCCGCUUGUCCGAACCUCCGCCAUAUGGACUCCACCACUUGUAGAUGGAGCCUCCAAUUCCCAGGCCCCAGCCCCUGCCUCGACAGGAUGUCUGCCGCACAUUGCACUCACUGAAAAAACUUUCCCUUCCCCCAGAGAAGAAUUAGUUGUGUCUGCCUGAACAGAGGGCGUGAACGUUGAUAUAUCAUACCACCGCUGUAUUGUCUGUCAUAACUAACACAUGGUGACCUCUCAACUGAGCAAGAAAGAAUUUCAGUGCUAGGAAUACGGCUCACAUUUCUAGGUGAUUUAUAUGCCACUCUAGACGAAGGACUGUCCAGAGACUGUGAGUUGGACGGCCGUCUAAGACCGUGCCCCAGCCCAUGAGAGAGGUAUCUGUCAUUACUGUCUUGCGAUAAGGAGAUGCCCCUAGAGUGUGACCUGAGGCUAGAAACCGGGGACACCUCCAAGUUCUCAGAGCACUUGGGUAUCGCCGCAUGACACUGAUUACUCUCAGGGGUUUCGUCCUCAUUUUCUGACUGUUUUCCCACUGUUUUCAGUACAUUGGAUAUGCUCUAAUUUUAUAAAAGUUAUAUUUGACAGCAGAAUGAUCAACAACAGUGACAAGGUUCCAUCCACCCAGUCGGAAACAUAAAAACACUUUAUCUUGCUCAAAGUUGAUAGGAUUGAUCCUAGGUGUGUUGGGGAUAGACAUGUCCUCAUCGUAGUUGAAUCCCAUAAAACCCCUAGAAAAGUCGUCCUCCGAAAUGGAGAAAGCAUUAAGGUUCAACCUGAGCCCGAAGCUCCUUAUGUGACCAAGAACAACAUCUCGAUGUUGAAUUGCCAGCUCCCUGGACCUCACUAGAAUUAACCAGUAGUCCAGGUAGUUUAGUACACAGAUGCCCUGGAACUGCACUGGAGCCAGAGUGGCAUCCAUGCACUUUGUGACGGUGCGAGGGGAUAAAGCUAGACCGAAGGGAAGAACCUAGUAUUGAUACACGUUGCCUUCAAAUGCUAACCUCAGGAACUUCCUGUGACUGGGCAAUAUUUCUAUAAGGAAAUAUGCGUCUUUUAGGUCUAUCGUCACAAACCAAUCCUUAAACUGAAUCUGUGUAACGAUAAGUUUGAGCGUCAACCUCUUGAACCUGUAUGUCUGAAGAGUACGGUUCAGAUGACGCAGAUGUAAAAUUGGCCGUAUACUCUCGUCUUUUUUGCAGACCAGGAAAUAACGGCUGUAAAAACCUCUCCCUCAGAGAAAGAAAAUGGCAUUAGCCGUGUUGCCGAACGGGCUGGAAGUUUCAACAGGAGCAUCCAGAGACAAAUCUGUGGUCCGGCGAAGCUCCGCCACCGCUUCGGGCCCAAUUCCCUCCCCACUGUUGAGCUCAUUCAAUAGGUCUGCUUUGUAGGUCUUCAACACUGCCAUUGUGGCUCCGCUGAAGACAUGGUUUACAGGCAUCGACACGUGAAAUGCCACGUCACCUGCCCACAGCAGUCCUGUAAAUAGACUUCAGAUACCGGUCACGCACGAAGGCGCUUCCCACAACAUGAAGCUCACGCAAUGUUGCGUUCCCUUUGAAAGGGAACUGGCACCGUUUGACAAAUGUUUAAUUUAAGAGUCUCCGUGUGUGAGAUGGGUUUACUUGUAUAUGGUCCAUCUUAUAUUGAUCUUUUCAGGAAGGUGUGAACCUUUUUGGAGAGCAACAGCAACAUUCUGUGAGUUUCUGCUCACUCACUAUUGGAAAAUAUGUACACCGUGUUGCGGAACAAACAUAAUUGAUUCAUUAUGCUCACAUAGAGGUGGUGUCAGGUUCCAACGCAAUGGUGAAUAAUUGAUCACAUUCUGAGGUUGAUCAGUGUUAAUCUGACUGACAUUGUUUGAUUUCUCCAUGGAAGUCCCUUUCCAGUGCCAGACAGAAACACAGUGUCUUACCAAAGCAUGUUCUACAUAUUCUUAACGCCAUACUGGAAUCACAACUCGUUCACUUAAGAAUUUGAGGAAUCAAAUAAAAUGACAAAAGGGACAUAUGAAGAAAGCUUUCAAACAUGGUUUUACUGUACUAUGUGCAAUAAUCACUGUCUUUAUCAAAUGUGUAAAUAAAUUCAUUUGGAAUUACUGA